AUGGGCGACCAUGGUGACCGUGGCCAUCUUGGGCUUUAUCCUCGCUGCGGCCUCUUCUUUGGAAACCAGGAUUCGACCUCGUAUCGUGGCCAUACCCGGCCUUUCCCCUUCCCGCAACAAGGCUACAGCCGUACAAGGAUCGAUGGCUAUUUGCUAUGUCGCCGUCCUGACUGCUAUCGCUGCGCAGCUUCGCCCGAGUUCGUUCCAGUCCACCAAGAGUGCUUCGAGAUCUUUCGGCAGCGAUGUUCGGUCCCGGAUGCCUUGCAUCGCCUCUGGGUCUUGGCCGCUUGGAGAAGUCCGUGGCGCCGAGCCCAGCCCAUCAAUUUCUCAAACAGCCUGGUCGACGUGCCGAUUUUGAGGACGAUAUGCCAACUUUGCGGAUUGCCGCCUCUGCACACAUUACCGCAGGAGAUACUUGAGAUAAUUCGCCAUUACUCCGAACAUCUGCUGCUGUGGAGAUGUGAUCCAGUUUUUCGAGUAGCCGCCCAAAUCUCAGCUACAGCUCCCGAGCCUCUCCUCACAGUUCCUCUCUGCAACCUCCAUUCCUGGGAGCGUAAUGGGAUGCUCCAACGUGUCACGGCAUCUCAGUCGCCCCUCCCAACGCUAAGGUUAACCAUCGACUCUAGCGGCAUUAGCAAGGUCGAACGCCUUCUUGAUCGGCCGAAGUACAAAGGGGAGUGUACCAGUCGGUUCGUAUUUAUCGUCAUACAAGACGACUCCGCCGUGGGAGUCAAAGCACAACUCAAGGAUGGAUGCUUGCGUCUUGUAUUCCCACACCGGCCCUCUUUUCAACUCUGGAAUACACCUACCCCACCAAGUCUCGCUCUUUGUCGAGCAUACCCCGCCGAUAUUACUCGCUGCCAAAAUUUUCAUGCCGUUGAAAUGGACAAGAUAACUGGCCUUACCUUCUUUUUCUCUGGCGGCUGCUUGUUCGGCAUUCACGUUCAUCGCCUCCGAGGAUCUAGCGCCAUAGACUCUUACAUUCGGGCUUUCUCCAACCGACGACGCCGAAGUAUUGUUUGGCUCUAUGUACCUAUCUCAACGAGAGAUCGUCUCCUUCUUAUCGGCAUCCGAGAGGGGCUACAGAGCCGGACCCAAAGCAUUGUUAUUCGGACCAAGCUCGUCGGUGACGUCUUUGUCGGUAUGCAAUGGAAUGGCACUGUCAGGGAUAGCAGCCUGGGUGCCUCCCCUCCGUUGACAAUGGUCUACGGUGAACCGAAGGAAGGCAACCCGGUUUCCUUCUUCGCAGCAUACUGCAGAACACCGGCUGAUACAGGUCUCUCCAAGCCGUUUCGCUUGCCAAACCCGUAUGGUAGUCCUCUCGGCGACGAGGCCUACUUCUCAUGGGCCCCGCUAAGUGGCGUUUCUUCAACGCUGGUCUUUUAUGACAAGAGCAAUGGGGCUUGUAGAGGCAUUCUCCUCCGUUACGAAAAUGGGGGUUCCCGAGCCGUUGGCCAGUGCCGCCUCCAAGUAGACCCUACAGAGGAAGUCGCUCAACCAGUCCGGUUUUGUUUCCGUGUCGAUUCAUGUCCUGGGCGCUUUAACCGCGAUCAUUAUAUAGCGCGUGCGAAGUUCAAACAAACCCGUCAAGCUUGUGAGACGGUGGAAGACGAGGCAUGGGAGUGUCGUCAGUUGGAGGGUUUGAUUAAGUUCUGGUUCACCCCUGAAUCAUGUUUUAUAGCCAUCGACGAUCGCAUUGGAGUUUGA
Molecule: messenger RNA, 1707 nt
Organism: Thermothelomyces thermophilus ATCC 42464
Lineage: Eukaryota; Fungi; Ascomycota; Sordariomycetes; Sordariales; Chaetomiaceae
Exons: 3
Coding region: 1-1707 (568 amino acids)
Source: RefSeq, a predicted model, not a curated record